CCUUGAGUUCGAGCCCGGUGGCCGGCAUAUAAGCCCUACGCAGACUGCAGGACCGUCAAACCACCUCCGCCGCCGCUCACCUCAGCUCACCGCCGCACGCUCACAGUCACCAUGAAGCUGACAUUGGUCCUGCUCGGCCUGGUCGGCCUGCUCACCUACGCCGAGGCCAUCAUCGUGCUGGGUACGGCGGUCGGCUCCACCGUGGCCGUCGGCACCGCCCUCAACGCCGCCGCGCUGGCCGGCGUUGGCGGCCUGGCGCUCGGCGCUGGUCUCGUCGGCUUCGCCGCGCUGGCCGGCCGCCGCGGCAAGCGCUCCGUUCAGGACAGCGCCAAGGAGGAGACCAUCUUCAACCUGGUCUCCUCCUCGGACAGCUACGGCUGCGCUCUCAAGCUGGUCUGUCUGCUGGAGGCCAAGCCGGAGGAGCAGCUGACGGCUGACGACCAGUUCAUCCUCACCAUUUUCGGCCGGGAGCCGGAGGCCCCGACUGUGGAGGCGCUGAAGAGCGCGCGCGGCGCGUACGACUACGCUGCCUUCAUGGGGUCCAAGUUCGGCGCUGACGCCUGCCAGAAGCUCUUCCACACCUGCUCGUUCGAGUACGAGGACAUGAUCGCCUACGUGGCCCAGCUGCGGGCAUGAGCGGUCGCCUAGCCGGCUAUUCCCUAAGCCGUUGGCCGUGUACCUCUCUGGGAGCGCCAUCUCCGUUUCCCGCUUGCCAAGUUGGUGGCAGCGCCGGCUGGCCUGGGUCAACAUGCGUCUGAUGAGCGCUGGAAACAUGUUAGCAGCAGCAUGUUUCUCACCCGCUCCUCGUUCACGGCACGCUGCAAUAUUAUUUAUUACGUUGAUGGUUUGAAGGAAAAUAAAAUGCGUCGUUUUC
This is a messenger RNA of Pollicipes pollicipes, 874 nucleotides long. RefSeq lists its product as uncharacterized. The record is from RefSeq and is a predicted model, not a curated record. NCBI's taxonomy places the organism in Eukaryota, Metazoa, Arthropoda, Thecostraca, Pollicipedomorpha, Pollicipedidae. The coding region runs from base 112 to 636 and encodes 174 amino acids. The transcript has 3 exons.